Pistacia vera is the source of this 1971-nucleotide messenger RNA. RefSeq names its product probable inactive serine/threonine-protein kinase scy1. The transcript has 17 exons. The coding region runs from base 1 to 1818 and encodes 605 amino acids. Lineage: Eukaryota; Viridiplantae; Streptophyta; Magnoliopsida; Sapindales; Anacardiaceae. The record is from RefSeq and is a predicted model, not a curated record.
AUGCCGCAAUAUGCAUGGCUUGUUGGAGCGCAGUACAAAUCUAUGGAGUUGGCAAAGUCUGACUGGGCUGCAAUCAGAAAAUCUCCCCCAUGGGCCGUCGAUUCUUGGGGCUGUCUCUCUGGUAUGAGGUUGAGCAAAACAGAGGAGCUGCGUAACACUGCUUCAAUUCCAAAGUCUCUGCUUCCAGAUUAUCAGCGGCUUUUGAGUUCCAUGCCUUCUCGCAGGUUGAAUUCAUCCAAGCUUAUUGAGAACAGUGAAUAUUUUCAAAAUAAGUUGGUGGACACCAUACAUUUUAUGGAAAUUCUGAAUUUAAAAGACAGCGUUGAAAAGGAUACCUUCUUCCGCAAACUUCCAAAUUUAGCUGAGCAACUCCCUAGGCAAAUCGUGCUGAAAAAGUUGCUUCCUUUAUUAGCUUCUGCCCUUGAAUUUGGUUCAGCUGCUGCCCCUGCAUUGACUGCACUGCUGAAAAUGAGCUCUUGGCUUUCUACUGAAGAAUUCAGUGUCAAGGUACUGCCAACAAUUGUGAAACUAUAUUCCUCCAAUGACCGAGCUGUUCGAGUGGGUCUGUUGCAACAUGUUGAUCAAUAUGGAGAAUCAUUAUCUGCACAAAUUGUUGAUGAGCAAGUGUACCCCCAUGUUGCUACGGGUUUUUCUGACACAUCAGCUUUUCUUCGUGAGUUGACUCUUAAAUCCAUGCUUGUUCUGGCUCCGAAGCUCUCUCAACGCACUAUGUCAGGGUCUUUGUUGAAAUAUCUUUCAAAGCUACAGGUUGAUGAAGAACCAGCAAUCCGGACAAAUACCACCAUAUUACUUGGGAAUAUUGCAAGCUACCUAAACGAAGGGACAAGGAAGAGAGUUUUGAUUAAUGCUUUCACAGUACGUGCACUGCGGGAUACGUUCUCUCCUGCCCGAGGAGCUGGAGUUAUGGCUUUAUGUGCCACCAGUGCUUAUUAUGACAUCAAUGAGGUUGCAACUAGGAUUCUUCCAAAUGUGGUUGUACUUACAAUUGAUCCUGACAGUGAUGUCAGAUCAAAGGCAUUUCAAGCAGUUGACCAGUUUUUGCAGAUUGUGAAGCAACACCACGAGAAGACAAAUUCUGGUGAUACCCCUGGAGCUUCAGGUAUUGGAAUCUCAUCGAUGCCAGGAAAUGCCAGUUUACUUGGAUGGGCCAUGAGCUCCUUAACGCUUAAAGGUAAACCUUCCGACCAAGCACCAGUUGCUUCUGCAAAUUCUGGUACACCUCUAACAUCAACGACAUCCAAUGCCAGCUCAGCAAUGGAAACUACAAGUACAACAUCAAUCCAUCAUGUAAGCUCAGGCACGGACUUUGCCGAUCAGCCUGCACCUGUUUCCCCUACUUCAACAGAUGGGUGGGGAGAAAUUGAAAAUGGAAUUCAUGAAGAGCAUGAUAGUGACAAAGAUGGUUGGGAUGAUAUUGAACCUCUUGAAGAGCCUAAGCCAACUGCUGCUCUUGCCAACAUUCAAGCAGCUCAAAAGCGGCCAGUCUCACAACCUGUUUCACAGUCAAAACCAGCAGCUACAAGUUUGCGACCAAAAAGUACAGUUAAGGCAGCAAAAGAUGAAGAUGAUGAUUUGUGGGGUGCCAUAGCUGCACCUGCUCCGAAAACAUCAUCAAAACGUUUGAAUGUGAAAUCAGCAGCAACAGUUGAUGAUGAUGACCCUUGGGCUGCGAUUGCUGCUCCUCCACCGACUACAAGGGCCAAGCCUUUAGCAGCAGGUAGGGGCAGAGGAGCUAAACCGGCUGCUCCAAAACUGGGUGCACAAAGAAUAAAUAGGACAUCCUCAACUGGGAUGUAAAUUUUAUAUAGCAAAAACAUGACAAAAAGGAAGAAAAAAGGUAAUGUUUUGUAAAUUUUAGUCCAUUUUGGUGACUGGAUAUGUGAAUGAAUCCAGGUGACAGUGAGUAUGUGUUAUAUUAGUUGAUUCAUAAUAUCAUUCUUUUUCUAUAAA